AUGAGUUCAUUCAGCAUCAAAAAUGUCAAAAACAUUCUCGGGUUCCGAGAAGAAGGGGAUUCGAGUCGUAGUUUGACUUCCAAAUGCAAUAAAAUGGAAGUUUCGAAGAACACUCAGUUGGUUGAUACGUACGAAAGAAUUUACGGGGACGAGUGUCGAAUUUGUUUAAAAAGGACUGUUGAAAACUGUGAACUGUUUCGAAAUGGGGACGCUAUUCCUCGUAAACUUAUGGCCGUUGCUUCCGUACAGAUAGAAGAAGGAGAUGGCUUACCACCAGUGAUUUGUUUAUCCUGUAACCAACGUUUGGAUGCAUCUUAUGAUUUUAAAUGUCAGAUACAAAAUUCGAAUGAAAAGCUCCGUCAAAUUCUUAAAUUAAAAGCUGCUUCUAAUGACUCGGGUAGUAGUGCAAGCAUAGUCACAGCAAUAAUUGCUGAUGUGAUAUCUAGUGUAAUCUCUUCUGAAAAGGAAAACACAGAAAAGCAAGAAAUGUGUCCUACAAACUUCUGUCCAGAUAAUUUUUGUUUUACAAAAGAUGAUACCUCUUUUUGCAUAAAUACUGAAAGAAACUUGUUUUGCUAUGAAAGAGAAACACAAAGUCAAUUAAGCAACGCAGUAGAAAAAAAAAACUUGGAAAGUGUAAAUGUUUAUAAAAAUUUGUUAGAAGAUUCUGUGAUGAAUGAUUCUAUGAGACAAAUUAAUUCAGACAAACAGGGAGAAUUAUCUUUGUUCCGUGAACACAUUGAGCAAGAGAAAGAUACUUCGUUCAGAAAUGAUGUAAAUAACGUUGAAGUAUCAGAAAAUCAGCGAAUUUUGGAAGGAGCAUCGAGAACGGACAGUACGCAAGACGACGAGGAAAAACCUCUUAUAUCGCGCACAACUAGAUUACGAUGUAUGCAGUGUAUUAAGUCCUUUCGUACAAAAGUGGCCUUACAAAGGCACACCAUUGUACAUAAACGCAAAACUAAAUUACGAUAUGUUUGUUACGUUUGUGAUAAACAGUAUUCCACUCUUGCCAAAAUGAAAAAUCAUGUUGCGAGUUGUCGUAAUACACAUAACAAGACGGAAGAUAUCGAUGAUAAGAGAGUUAUUUAUGAGCAAGAGAAAGGUGUAUCACAUGUAGAGCAUAAAAAUGUUAAUAACGUUCGUGAAAAAAGAAUGAAAAUACAGAAGAACGCUGAUUCCUCGAAAGAACAACGAAAAAAUUUCAAGUUUAUUUGUAAUGUGUGUUCAAAGCAAUUUACUUAUCAAAAAUCUUUCGUAUCUCAUGUUAAAAGUCAUCCAGAAUAUAAAUCAGAAGAAGCGGACGAGCCCUAUCGAUGCUCGGAAUGGAGGAGGAGGAGGACGAGGAGGAGGAGGAGAAGGAGGGAGGAGGAGGAUGAAGAGGAAGAAGAAGAAGAAGCUGAAGAUGAAGAAGACGAGGAAGAUGAAAACCUUCCUACCGAAAGUCUACAGUGUACUCAGUGUGGGAAGCUGUUUGCAACAAAGAGGAAUCUGAAGAGACACCUUUCCACGCACAGUGGAUUAAAGUACACUUGUGGCACUUGCGGUAAAGGAUUUUCAAGAGUGGAUAAAUUGAAAGAUCACGAACAAUCAAAACAUAAGGCUGAAUUAUUCGAUAGCUCGGAUUUAGAUGAUAAAGAUGAUACAGAUAGUAUAAGUAAGAGAGAUUGUUUAGAAGGUAGAAAAAAAGAUCGCCAUAAUAGACCACACAAAUGUGCAAUAUGCCCUAAAUCUUUUGCACAAGCUCAGUCUCUAACAAAUCACAUGGAACGACACACACGCGUUAAAGAAACUCAAAAAAGGUUUCUUUGUGAAGUUUGCAAUAGCGGUUCACUUGUUGCGCAUAUGCGUACGCACACAGGCGUGAAACCCUAUGUGUGCAACGUGUGCAGUAGGGCCUUCACGAAAAGCACUUAUUUACAAUUGCACUUGCGCACGCACAGCGGGGAGAAACCUUACAUUUGUCAGUAUUGUAGUAGAGCCUUCGCGCGCGCGAAUACGUUAGCGCGUCAUAUUACGAUGCACACAGGAGAAGCAAAAUAUCAUUGUCAAAUUUGUACAAAAUCGUUUAGAAGACUGACUUCGUUAAAUGAGCACACAUACACACACACUGGUCAAAGACCGUACGCGUGUAAGAUUUGUACAAAGAGAUAUAACAAUGCCGGCUCGCUCUAUGCACACAGAAAGAAGUGUAAAGCACAGCAAUUAUCUAAUACAGGAUUCGCUGCUUCUGUGGAGAACUCUGUGCCACAACAGGAUCUAAAUGUCCAACAGGUUCUGAUUUAUUCGCAAAGAAAGCUAAUGGAAGAUGCCACUGUUGGACAAGUUACGCCCACGCCACAGUACAUGAUCGCAAAUGUGCACAAUCAAAAGAAUCUGGGAACGAAUAUUAUUCAACCGUUUACGAUGGAGGACCCAAAUGUUUAUACAAUUAAUUCGAAGCAAUUCAAGAAUCCCUACUACACAAUCUAUCCUAAUAUGUAAGAUAAUAAUGUGUGCGGAAGAUUGAUUAAAGAAUGUCUUUUUUA
Messenger RNA from Dufourea novaeangliae, 2528 nucleotides. RefSeq names its product zinc finger protein 90-like. Gene Ontology annotation, cellular component: nucleus. NCBI's taxonomy places the organism in Eukaryota, Metazoa, Arthropoda, Insecta, Hymenoptera, Halictidae. Gene Ontology annotation, molecular function: RNA polymerase II transcription regulatory region sequence-specific DNA binding; DNA-binding transcription factor activity, RNA polymerase II-specific; zinc ion binding. The record is from RefSeq and is a predicted model, not a curated record. Gene Ontology annotation, biological process: regulation of transcription by RNA polymerase II.